GAGCAAAUUCUUUAUCGCAGCCUGCUGUCUAAUACAGAAGGACGUUGCUAUAAAAAAUUUGCUCACAAGUGCACUGUUAUCUCUUUGUUAUUAUUUCCAACAACAGUACUGACUUUGGAUCUUCAAUACACAUAUCAUGUGUAAAGGACUUGCAACUCUUCCUGCAACAUGCUUGAAAAGUGCCAAAGACAUCAAGCACAAAAUCAGCUUUCUACUCCAGAAGCCUGAACCCCAAGCAGCCGAUCAGAAGCAGGGAAAGGAGAAAACUGCCACUGCUGCUGCAAAGAGGGAACCGAAUGGAGCUGAGGUGGAGAAAUGGAAAGAGUCUUUCAGCCACAUGAUGAGCAGUGACACUGGUCGCACUGUCUUCACCAGCUUCUUGAGGUCAGAGUUCAGUGAAGAAAACAUGGAUUUCUGGGUCGCUUGUGAGGACUACAAGAAGACCACACCCUCCAAGUUGGCAACCAGAGCCAAGCAGCUCUACCAGCAAUAUGUUGAGGCAGAUGCUCCUAAUGAGGUGAACUUAGAUGCAGCGACUAGAGAAGAAACAAGGUUGAAUGUCGAGAACGCCUGCCCGUCUUGCUUUGAAGAGGCUCAGAAGAUGAUCUACACAUUAAUGGAAAAAGACUCUUACAGGCGCUUCCUCAAAUCCAAACUGAUGCAGGAUCUGUGUCAGAAACAGAUCUCCACUGUUAAGGGGAAGAACGAGAAGAAAAACUGUGAGGGUGCUGACAACAGGGACGCAUUAGCUGGUGGUGCUUAAGCAGGAAGAAGGCAAGACUUAAAAAGGCACCAAAGACUGUUAAUGUGUGAGGAACUGGCAAAGUUACUAAGGUUUGUGUGUCCAGUGUUUAUAUAGUCAGAAAAACAGUGGUUUUGAUGGUGACUUAAAAAGAUUCAUGUGAGAGAUGUUUUUUCCUUUUUUGAUACUUCCUGCAGAUAUUGGGCACCAGUUAAGAAUUUGAAAUGUUUCUCUUGUGAGUACAUCCAAGGAAGAUGUUAAUAUUUCGUGUUUCUGCACUCACCAUCAGCUGUAAUGUGUCUUUCCAGAUCAGAAAGGUUGAUAUAGACUGGUUGAAUAUUGAACAUGUUAAUAUACAACACAAAUAGAGACGUGUAACUAAAUGUUUGCAUUGCGAAAUUUAGCUCUUGCUUCUGGUUUCACUGCAAAACAUAACCUACUCUCCAUGUUCUGACCAGGUAUUAUUGAUAGUUACAACAGAAACAAUCUAAAGCUACCUCUACCCAAUGAGCACACCUUAAAUAACAAUGCUACCACAUUAUAUCAGUAGAAGAUCACAGAUUCUUUGUUUUAAGUAAUAACUAUGGCAAGUACCAAUAUUUUCAAACUAAGAUGUUCAGAGCCUUUCAAGAAAAACUCAUCUUCUCAGUGAAUGAUGACAACAUUGGCACCAAAUUCAUAAAGAUGGAAGUUGACUGUGUUUAAUAAAAAGAUUUACACAUUUGAAAGAAUAUUUUAAUAUAUUCUAAAAUAUAACAUAAAAUAGUUAACCCAGUGCAGAUCAUGAGAGCAAAAACCAUAAUAUUUUCAUUCAAUUUGCAGUAAGUUUUGGCUAUCGCUGUAUGGCCACAUUACACUUCUUUUCCACCUUUCUGACUGAAUUUUACAAUUACUUAGCCAUUGCUUACUACUUACUUAGCUUUACAAUAGUUUUUUUUUUUCAUUUCCCACUCCCUGCUUAUUGCAGAUCACAUGUUCACAUGUGCAACAGUAGAUGGAUAUUAUCAAUGUCUGGUUUCAUUGUUUCAUGUAAGUAAGUUUAACACUUAAUCAUACUAACAACAGACUUUGCAGUAUAAACAUCUAGACGUGAUCUCUGCACUGUCAAUAUGUUGGCUUUGUCUACUUCUGGUAUAAAUUAUAAGCAUGCUUUUAUCUCAGUAGUAGAACCAGUCGUAGGGAUUUUCUGUUGCAUGCCAUAUAGUUACUAAAUAGCAGGUGAAAAGUUUAAAUAGUGUCUAUUUGAUACAUUUUUAAGUGUUCCCUUGUAACCCAUGAUUUUAUGUUCAAAUGUUCAGUGUAAUUUGUGCAGGGUACUUAAUAAUGUAUUUACUUCAAUUGGAAAUAUUUUGGUGGCCUUCCAUAUGACAGUGUUCUAUUUAAAUGUAUACUGUGAUGGAUCAAAAAUGACAUACUGUGUGUAGAUAUUUAUUAAAUAAUGUCCAUGUCCUAUUUAUGUCGUAUCUGAUUAUUCUCACAAAUAAAAUUAUGUGCUGGAUAAUGACAA
Stegastes partitus (bicolor damselfish) is the source of this 2249-nucleotide messenger RNA. It is a transcript of the gene rgs4, whose product is annotated as regulator of G protein signaling 4. The record is from RefSeq and is a predicted model, not a curated record. The coding region runs from base 137 to 763 and encodes 208 amino acids. The transcript has 7 exons. NCBI's taxonomy places the organism in Eukaryota, Metazoa, Chordata, Actinopteri, Pomacentridae.